AUGUAUUCAACUCGUUUAAGGGUUAUAAACCUUUUCUUAUUGUAUACUAUUGUAUUAUUUAUUUUAGUUAAACCAACUACGUCUUUAUAUUUUUAUUUGGAAGGAACUGAACAAAAAUGUUUUCUCGAAGAAUUACCUAGAGACACACUUGUUGUUGGUACAUAUAAAGCUGAAGAAUGGUCUGAUACACAACAACAAUAUAUCGAAAAUCCUCAACUUGGAAUACAGAUAACUGUUGAAGAAUUACCUCUAUUGCAUCGAAUUAUUAAUCAAAAAGGAGCAAGUCGCGGGAGAUUCACUUUCACAGCUGCAGAAUCGGGAGAUCAUGCAAUCUGCUUAUCUACAAAUUCUUCUGGUUGGUUUUCGAAUAGCCAAAUAAAAUUACAUUUAGAUAUGGUCAUUGGAGAAACAACUAGCGAAGAAGAAAAUGAUAAAGAACAUUUUAGUGAUCUUGCACAAAGAGUACGCGACUUGAAUCACCGUAUUGCAGAUAUUCGUAGGGAACAAGGUUAUCAACGUGAACGCGAGGCUGAAUUCCGUGAUCAAUCCGAACUUACUAAUUCACGUGUAGUAUAUUGGACUAUAGCACAAUUGGUUGUUCUUGGAUUUACAUGCCUAUGGCAAUUGCAACAUUUGAAAGGCUUUUUUGAAGCUAAAAAAUUAGUAUAA
Molecule: messenger RNA, 669 nt
Organism: Rhizophagus irregularis DAOM 181602=DAOM 197198
Lineage: Eukaryota; Fungi; Glomeromycota; Glomeromycetes; Glomerales; Glomeraceae
Biological process (GO): endoplasmic reticulum to Golgi vesicle-mediated transport; Golgi organization; intracellular protein transport
Cellular component (GO): Golgi apparatus; endoplasmic reticulum; endoplasmic reticulum-Golgi intermediate compartment
Source: RefSeq, a predicted model, not a curated record